AUGGACGACCAUCAACUCACCGAGAUAUACGCCUUUGCCAAAAAGCUCGGUAGAGAUGCUGGCCAGAUGCUCCUUGACUCUGCCUGGAGUAGAAUCAAGACUCCAUCAUCCUACGGCAAUUUCCAGGAGAAAGAAAGCUCAGUUGACAUAGUCACAAAGACAGACCACGCCGUCGAAGAGUUCAUUCGCCAAUCCAUCAUCACCAGGUUCCCUGACCACAGCUUCCUCGGCGAGGAAUCAUAUUCAGCCGGCUCCUCGAAAGAGUACCUCGUCACGUCUGCGCCGACAUGGAUCGUUGACCCCCUUGACGGCACUGUCAAUUUCACACACCUAUUCCCUACGUUCUGUGUUUCCAUCGCAUUCUGUACUGGAGGUCAUCCCGUCAUCGGAGUGAUCAACGCCCCAUUUUUGAACCAAUUCUUUUCAUCGUGUCGCGGAAAAGGCGCCUGGUUCAAUGAACAACAUCAGCUGCCCUUGGUGAGGAAUCCGAUACCGCCUCUGCCAGAAGCUGCCCCGAGUGGAUGUACCUUUGCCUGCGAAUGGGGUAAAGACAGGAGGGAAGGCCCAGAGGGAAACUUGAAUAGAAAAGUCAAUUCAUUUCUCAAGAUGGCAAUGGAGAGGAAGGGUAGAGGAGGACGAGGGGGGAUGGUCCAUGGCGUGAGGAGUUUAGGGAGUGCGACAAUGGAUUUGGCGUAUACGGCGAUGGGGUCGAUUGACAUUUGGUGGGAAGGAGGAUGCUGGGAGUGGGAUGUCGCUGCCGGUAUUGCCAUCUUGGAGGAGGCGGGAGGUCUGGUUACAACUGCUAAUCCCCCGCGCGAUUAUACACAAGCUGCCAUCCCGCAAGUCAAACUAGGUGGACGAUUAUACCUUGCUAUACGUCCUGCCGGCAGCUCAGAUACAGAGACGGCCCUGGGAGCACAACACCGUGUGGUGAGACAAGUGUGGCAGAGGGUGGAAGCCCUUGAUUAUGACCGACUACAGUAG
This is a messenger RNA of Metarhizium brunneum ARSEF 3297, 984 nucleotides long. RefSeq names its product Protein qutG (gene qutG). Gene Ontology annotation, biological process: inositol metabolic process; phosphatidylinositol phosphate biosynthetic process; signal transduction. Gene Ontology annotation, molecular function: inositol monophosphate 1-phosphatase activity. The record is from RefSeq and is a predicted model, not a curated record. Lineage: Eukaryota; Fungi; Ascomycota; Sordariomycetes; Hypocreales; Clavicipitaceae.